AUGGUUAUCGGUCGGGAUGCAACCAUUAUCUCGGGUUCCCCAGGCAUUCAAGCGAUCAUAGAUUCCCGUCCCUCCUUGUCAAUCGUGCUCUCCAUGGGGAUCCAGCCAGUCCAUGACGUCAGUUCUAUUGACUGCGUCGAUAUUGGAAGGAUGGAAUUGAACAUGUCUCUGUCAAGCAUGGCCAGCCACUCAGCAUGCAGAUGUGUUUUAGAUGCAUUCGACAACAGAGUCUCUGUUAGUUGCGCGAGUAACGUAUUCCUAGAUACUCUACUCGGUGCAUUAAUUGAGCUGCUCAACUCCUCUCAUUUUAGGCUGGGAGCCAACACCACCCAGGCCAGAAGCUUACAUCACCACCAAGUCAUGUAUUUGUAA
Molecule: messenger RNA, 372 nt
Organism: Aspergillus luchuensis
Lineage: Eukaryota; Fungi; Ascomycota; Eurotiomycetes; Eurotiales; Aspergillaceae
Exons: 1
Coding region: 1-372 (123 amino acids)
Source: RefSeq, a predicted model, not a curated record